This is a messenger RNA of Fragaria vesca subsp. vesca, 2370 nucleotides long. RefSeq lists its product as uncharacterized. Gene Ontology annotation, biological process: translation. The record is from RefSeq and is a predicted model, not a curated record. NCBI's taxonomy places the organism in Eukaryota, Viridiplantae, Streptophyta, Magnoliopsida, Rosales, Rosaceae. Gene Ontology annotation, molecular function: structural constituent of ribosome. The transcript is spliced from 9 exons. Gene Ontology annotation, cellular component: ribosome. Bases 1 to 1959 code for a protein of 652 amino acids.
AUGAAACUGUUCAGUCUUCCUCCUCCGACCGAUCGAUGCAGUUGGCUCUAUGAUGUUGUGGGAUUCAUCUGCGAGCCAUACUAUAAGGAAGAAGAAGAUGACAGACACGCCGACAAUAGUAUUGAUAAAAAAGAAGAGCAAGAAGAAAGGAAGGUAAUUAAAAUUGAUACCGAGUAUAGGUUCAAGGUUGUGAGAAUACUUCCUCCUGAAGACGAGAAAAACCUUUGUUUCGAAUUCAAGAUUCAGUUCUUCUCUAAUGAUAUUGGUGAGUGGAGAGAAUCACUAGUAUCAUGUCCACGCGGCUUUAUUUAUUCCGAACUUAAACGUUGUGGCUUUGCUACCAAUGGAAUGCUAUACUGGACUGCUAGAGACGGUGAUCUACUCGGGCUGGGACCUUUGAUGAUCAACAACAAGAGCACUCCCACUUGUUCAAAUAGUACUACUGCCCAUGGUGAUUUGGGGUAUCAAUUUCAUGUUAUUAAACAUGUUGAUCGGCAGGAACAUCCAGAUUUACUUUCUUCAUUAUAUUAUUACCUUCAGGUGCACCGUGGACGUCUGCAGUUGGUGUGGAUGGUGCAGAAUGAGAACAGGAUUGGAGCUAAGCUAUUUGUUUGGGAGUUAGAAAAAGAAGAACUAGAACAAAUGGCGGUAAAAGGGGGUGGAGAACUGAGUCAGAAACACCGAAACAUUUAUUCUUUAAUGGACGGGGUAUCCUUUCUGUAUACUUCGCGAAUGGAGUACUAUGCUUCGCAAAGGGAGUAUGAUUUGCUGGAGUAUUUCGGUUUUGAUCCAAACGAUUUGGAUACAUGUUUUGUGUCUCUAAAAGAUGAUACCCGUUCAGAAAAGGAAAAGGAACAAACAUAUUAUGAUUAUGAGGAUGACGAUGACGACGAUGACGAUACUGUCUUUUACAAGUGCAACAUUCACACAGGAGAAUGUUCCAAGAUGAAGAUGAAUAAACGAUACUUUUGGGGGAAGGCAUUACAAAUUAUGCUCCCAUGGUGGCCCACACCGGUUCCUAGAAUACGUUCCCAUAAGGCAGAGACCUCCAGUGAGCAAAAAUACGAUAGACGCCGACAAACAGGAGCUACGUCGAAGUCAGUCAGUGUUCUUCUUCCUGUCCUUGCAACAGUACUACGUAUGCUGAAUCUGUUUUGGAGUAUGGCUUUGUUCAUUUCCAGAAGAAUCGCGCAUUCAUUUGGUUCUGGUUUAGCAUCUGCCCAUGUUACCAUGGGUGGAUCAUUGAUUUGUGCUUGUCGAAUGCUUUCGACUUCCGUCUUGACCCAAGAGUCAUUUUGCUCUGACUCAUUGUCCUUAAAGCCUGAGGGGGCUUCAGAGUGCACUACAGUGACAAAAUUUGGUGAUGAAAAGAAAGGAUCCACAACUUUGGCUGAUGAUAUUUUUGAUGCACCAAUUACAAUGGAUAUUGCUCGUCAGAUCUUCUUCUUCUUUCGUUGGAUUCAUCCGGUUAAAAUGUGGCAGCUAGCAAAAAGGCAACAGCCAUCGAAUUGGAAGGAUAGUGGUCGAACCAGCCAUGGAAACUUGAGUGAUCCCCAGCAUAGAGGUGUCAACAGACGAAGUCAUACUUCUAAGAAUGUAGAACUUCUGGGACUAAAGAUGGCUCUGUCAUCUCGAGCGGCACAGGGAAAGCUUCUGGUUUUUGAGGAUUUUGGGAUCUACAGAAAUAAACCCGAUAACGUUGUGAACUAUGUCAAAGAAAGAAUGAAAAAGGAGAAGAAGAAAAAAAUUCUGCUGGUGGAUGGUGGUCCAAUAAGUAAAGAGCUCAAGUUGGCUACUGAACGUUUACGUUGUGUGACUGUGAUGCCCUCAAGUGAGUUGGAUGCCCUUAGCAUGAUCUCUUAUGACAGAGUGGUGAUGUCUCGUGAUGCUGUAAAAAAAAUUACUGAGAAAAUUAUGCAUACACCGAUCAACCAUGGAAGCAACACAACAUACUGGUGAUGCUGUAAGUAAAAUUGUUAUGCUUCGAAGUGGGAGAUUAAGUAUAAGUUGUGAGCAACAAGGUUUGUGCUUCUCCAAAUUCUGAAAUGUUCUUCUGCAGCAUCAGCACCGUCCAUGAACAGACAUUAUUUUGUUUAAGCCACUUUUGAUCCAAAUGGUCAGAUUUCAUGACAUGAUUUUUAUCUACCAUGUGAUUUUGUUUAUGUCUUUGAACGAGGAAAAACGUUUAUUAGGUAUGUAAUGAUCAUUGCAUUGAGUUUCUUCAUGUUGAGCCAGAGAAGUGAAAUUGGUAUGGAGGUAAUUAAGAACGAGGAGAACUGUACGUUCUUUGUAAACAGAGACCAAGCAGAGUAUGUUUCUUGGCAUUAGAGUGAAUAUACAAGUGCAGGAAACUCUGCUUAAGAUAUAGUU